AAGUCAGCACUGUCAGCAGUAGCACUGUCAAAAUUAAUAACAGAGAAGGCUGGCUACAAAUUUUUGAGGCCGUAAAUUGCAUUAUUCUUUAAAAUGACUCUAAUAAUACUUAUAUGAUAAUAUUAUGUUGGUUUUCCUGGGUAACUUAAUUAAACUAUAAUAAAUUACAGGAAAUGUGUGAGAAAUAAAUGAGUAGAUAUGUUAGUUUUCAAAUGUGCUUUAUUAUUCUUCUUUUCGACUUUUGUGUUGUCACUAAGUUCGCAAGUUUCAAAAGUUUAUUCAUUGGGAAUUGGUCUUGCCUGUUUAUACUUUAUCAGUGGAGCAUUCGCUGGCAAAAUCCUGUAUGACAGAUACCAGUACAUUCAUAUACUAGGCUCACUAACACCAAAUCCAAAUGUGACCUCGUAUGUAAACAGAAUAGCUUCUAUUUCUGCAUCAUUCCUCUCAUUGGGCUUCCUCAGUUACCUUUUUCUUGUUUUAUUUAAGAAAGAUGAAACCACUCUCAGAGCACUUGAAAUAUUUUUAUGUGGAUGUGGCACUCUUUAUAUGUGGGUACAGAGUUUACUCACAACAUAUACAUCAACUUUAUUUUAUGAGAAAAAACUGACAGUAUUGAGACAAUACCUAGCCAACUUGAGCUUCCUGUUUCUAGUUCUUAUGGCAAUAUUUGGGACCUUAUCUGUAUUUUUGCCAGAAGGUGAUUCUAGCGUAAUGUACAUAUGUAACAUAUUAUCAUCUCUCAGCAGUUACACAAUGACAACUAUUUUCUGUAUAUUUAUAUUAUCAUUUGAAAAGGAAUAUGUAUAUUUUUCGGAGGGAAUCCGUUCCAAUAUGUUAAUAGAUGACACCUGUUCAUUGAACAAUGCGUCAGUCGACGAAAGUUUACUAGACACACAUACAAUAAGGAGAAUAUUGCCCCGUACUGUGUCCUGACAAGAAGCCGUGCCCACGGGCACGGUAAAAGCGCCAUCUUACGGCAGCUUUAACGAAACGAAUUUCGAGAUUUUGGAUAACCAUUUCUCGCAAGAGUCGAGCCCCGAUAACGACAGUGGCAUGUCCUCGGGUGA
Pieris rapae (cabbage white) is the source of this 1067-nucleotide messenger RNA. RefSeq lists its product as uncharacterized. The coding region runs from base 199 to 933 and encodes 244 amino acids. The record is from RefSeq and is a predicted model, not a curated record. Lineage: Eukaryota; Metazoa; Arthropoda; Insecta; Lepidoptera; Pieridae. The transcript has 7 exons.